Molecule: messenger RNA, 5051 nt
Organism: Venturia canescens
Lineage: Eukaryota; Metazoa; Arthropoda; Insecta; Hymenoptera; Ichneumonidae
Product: coiled-coil domain-containing protein 50
Exons: 5
Coding region: 1416-2456 (346 amino acids)
Source: RefSeq, a predicted model, not a curated record
ACAGUCCUAAUAACACAUUUUUCCAGGCGUUCUUUGAAGCCGACCAAUUGACCAUUUCCCCUCGACUUUACUUUUCUUUGUUCGUUGUCCGUGGUCAUUUUUUGUUGCGUAUAUUACAACAGUCAAGUAUUGCGGUAUUUUCGUACAAAUACGCCAAAACUGACAAUUGAAUUAUUUCAUUUUAGAAAAAUAUAUAUCAUUUCUAAAGUUCUGUAAUCCCCGAAAUGCUUUUUCGAAUAUGAACCUCCUUUCUCUAUAUAACCUCAACUCACUGUUAGCAUCAAGGCAAGGCGAAUAAUGAGUUUGCGUAUGUAUAGUGAAAUAAAAAUGAAAAUCUUCAAAAUAUAAACGCGAAAAAAAACUGAAGCGCAGUAAAAUAGACACAAUUUUUUUUAUUUGAGAGCAACAGUCGGGAUUUUUUGCAAAAUGAAAGAGAAAAACCGAAACAAUGCGUUCUACUUUUUCCACUCGGUUAUCACCCAACAAUGGAUAUAUUCCGUAUCUUACUUUUAAAAAUCACCAUAAAACACUACAAGAAUGAGCACCUAAUUUUCAUCACGUACGUGCGAAGAAAUUCGUCAGCGUAACGAAAAAAAAAAAUAAAGAAAUCAAGUGUACGUCGCUGUGGUCAUAUGAUAAUGAAAAUAAUAUCACAAGAUCAAGGAUCAGGGCUAUUCGUACAUUCCCGUAAUUAUCAUUCGUCCUAUAGGUAUCACUCUCCCUACAUUCUCUCUACACCAUUUUAUAUAUAACACUAUUUUAUAGCGUUGUGAAUUCAUAUAUGUGUAUAUAUAUCCAUGUUGAAUCGAAGUGUUCGGGAUUUCACAUAUAUUUUACUUAUUUAACACGAAAACUAAAAUUACAUAUUUUGUAUCUGCUUUCGUUGGAUAAUAAUAAAUAUUUCAUUGGAAAUCUUAUUAAUGAGAAAAAUAAAGAUAAUAUAGGAUUCACAUAAUUCUGUCUUUUUGAAAGCUCGCAUGCAUCAAUUAGCAAGAGUUUGGAACGGUCAAUGGCUCGAAAAUUUCGCAGAUGAUUCAACGAAAUCGUAAUUAAUGUGGGUGUGUGAAAAAAAAAAAGAAAUAGUAAAAAAACACAUUCUCCGAAAGACAACAAUCUCGCAGUAUUCCACCUGUGUUUUCAUUGUUUUCGCACUAACACACGGAAGAAGACGCACACACUUACACAUGGAAAAAUGUGCCGGCACGCCACCGCAUUCUUUCAGUUUGAGCAACAGACGCGCAAGCGCUCAGCUCGCAUUCACAUCUCUCAUGAGUACAUUCAAGAUGGAGCGCAAGGACAGAUCAGUCCUCCCAUAAGGCAGUUGUAAACAAUAAAGUUUUUGAGUGUUCAAUCGUUUAUGCAUAAAUCAAUUUCUUUUUUUCAUCGUCGACGGGAACAUAUACGUUACGUAGAUUAUGGCGAAGUCGAUUUUAAGCUCGGACACUCUGCCUAAAGCUGGACGAGUCAACGAAGUUUGUCGCGAGUGGCUCGUUCAUGAAGAUGGUGCAUUGGCUUAUCGACUACAAGAUGAAGAAAUCAAGGAACAUUAUACCGGCAACAAAGUAAGAAAUGCACAAGUGCGAGAGGAUUUACCCAGAGCUCGGAUCGAACAAGAGUUGGAGGAAAUAAAAUAUCAGUCCAUUGUUCAAGAACAAGAAGAAAGAGAUGCUAUGAUAGCGAGACGAGUCGCUCUUAAUUUGGAGCGUGAAGAACGUCUUAAGGAACGUAAUCUUCAUGAAAGGAUGAGAAACCAAUUGAGACUGGAUGACGAAGCUGCCCAAAUUGAAGCACAGCUGGAAAUUCAACGCAGGAUACAGGAAGAAAAAGAUCAAGAGCUGGCGAGAAAAUUGCAACAGGAGGAGGAAGAAUAUUCAGUGGAUACGAAUGAUGCACCAGUGGACGAUCAACUUUUGUUAGACCGUAAAAUAGCAAUGGAGGCGCAGGACGCCGAAUUAGCGCGUAUGUUACAAGAAAAAGAGCGUGCUAAAGCGCGUCGGGCGCGCGAACGUGCGAGGCAAAAAAAGUUGGAGCGUCAACAAAUGCAGCAAUUAGAAGCUCAGAGUACGACCUCGAUUGAGAGACCAUCCAGACCAGACAAACUUGAUAUUAGACCAACUUAUGAUAAAACAAGAACACGUAAUCAAACACAAUUUGAGGAUCCUGAAGAGAUUCAAGUGUUGGAAGACACUGGUGAGGAUUCGCGAGAAUUGCCGAAUGUCGCUGCGUUUAUAGAUCCAACUUACAAUGGACACACGCAUCGUAGCACAUCAAGCAGCUCGAGUAAUACCGUUAGCCCAACUUAUGCUCUUCCAACACCACCUCAGGAACUAAUGGUCGAUGACGCACCGUGUUACAUGCCGAUUCAAGGCCAGCGACGAACACAAAUACAAUCACCUUCGCUCUCUCACGAGGAGAAACAGAAACGUAGGGUCAAAGAUGGCUGUAAGCAGCAAUAGAAUCCCAAGAGCACCACAUUUCUCAAGUAGCCUUUAUGCUACCGUCGAUCGGGUGAGGCGGUCCAUUGUUUGCACAUAUUUACAUGAAGAAACUCUAGCCAAUAAGCGUGGGUUAAGAUUCGAACCUUUCCUGAAUUUAUAUUUAAAAAAAAGGAAGAAUCAUCUUACAAAGAUUUGAAUUAAGUUUGGAUCGACUCUCUUCGAUAAUUUUCAAUAACUUUUGACCGCUCAAGAAUGUUUCAAUACUUCAUUUGACAGAAUUAUAAGAUGAUCCUGACAAUAGUUAUAGAUUAGGACAAUUAGUCUGGAAUAAUAAUAAUCAUGAUCUACGAAGAAAAUAAUGAUUUACGAUUUUUAAAAUCAACCGACAUGAGAAUAAUCAAAUUGGAAAAUCAAAUUUCUACUUUAUACGAGAAUCGAAUCCUUCUAUCUCUUUGGCACGGAGAAAACUUUUUUGUCAAUUAUGGGAAUAGCUUCUCGUAGGAAAACAUAAUAUUAUGAAAAAUUAUGGAAAAGAUCUGGUAUCAUAAACCAAUAAGAAAAUCAUGCGAUGUGAGCACUUCAAAUCAAUAAGUCAAAAAAUGCCUUAAAUAAAUUAUAAAAAUGUAACUUUUUUUCUUCUAAAAAAAAAACAUCCCAUGGGAAUACUUAUCAGUAACUUGUUUUUAAAAAAGAAAUAAAAACUUUGAGAGAAUUGUAUUUAAAAAAUUCCAGAGAACAUUUUAUUCGAGGUAAAGUCGAAGAUUAGUUCAUAAAACCGAAAACUAUUCAUCAUUUUUUUCUAUAACACUGUACAAUUCAGAGCCGCUAUUAUUGUUAUAAUUCGUUUGACGAAAUUCUUUGCAAAAAAUUUUUCAAAUUGCGUCGCUUCGUCGAACUCCUUUGUACCAUUGAAUCUCCAUCGAAGCCACAAUAACGUCAUUUGUUGAAUAUAAAUUUUUGUUCUUGAAACGAAUGCUUGGACGAAAAUGAAGUUGUGAAUCAACAAGAACCUAUAUCUGCAUGAUUGUGGCUAUUGAAUUUUGUAAUAACGAGAAUCUCCUGAAAUGCCUUCAACUUAAACAAUGCACUCGUUUUUUUUACAAAUAUAAUAUAUAAUAUAUUGUGAAUUUCGAAUAUUUAACGCGAUUUUUGGAUCGUCAUGAUGAUACCCUAAAGAGCUGUAAUGUAGGUUGUCUUAGUGCUCCAGAGAUCCAUGAACAUAUCGUUCGAACGAUAAAUGCGAGUCCCCUGUGUGCCUUUCUCGAAAAAGGCAUUUCAUUCUAGCAGAGUGCUCAUUCAAACGUAUCUCCAGUAAUACUAAUAUCGAGAAGAGAAAAAAAAACGAAAAAUUAUUUCAUGUUCGAUAUAGCCAUAGAAUUGCAAUGAAUUCUUAUCGCACAUUCCGGUAAGCACGAUACGCGAACGAAAAAUCGUAGUUAAGAAUCAUCAUUAGAAUAAUUACUAUGAAAUGUGAUGAAGAAGAGCUGAAUCACGAAUUGGGCCGUUGGGAGCGUAAAUUUUAUAGUUACUUGGAAAUUCACGCGUGAAUAUCUAAGAUUGUCGAAUAUUGUGUAUAUGCGAUUACAAUUGUCCAAGAAUUGCUUAUUCAAAUUGACUAAAUAAUUUUUUUCAAAGUGUGAGUUUCCAAGAAACUAUAAAUUUUGUUAUCGUCGCUUGAUGCUCUGGUUAUCGAAUCUAUAUCUUAAAGGAACGAUAGUUCGGGCAAUCAAUCGAAUAAUUUUUGAUAAUACAUAUUAUAAGAAUCAUGAAUUUCGAUGAUAAAACGUAGCCUUAUUAGUGAACUUUUUAACACUAUCUAGAAUUGAAUUUCGCAAUGUUAAGAUAAAAUACGAGAAAAAUGAAUCACCGAGGUGAAAGAAAACAUUGCCAAAGAUUGGGAACUUUAAACGUUUGGCUUUGUACCAGAUCAAAUCAAGUAUUAUGCACACGGUGAGCUGACCACUCAGCGGAACGAGCGAGUUUUUUCCUUCUUUUUUCCACCUGUACAGUUACCUGUACCGAAUAGUUUUAAGCGUAAUAAAAAUACUUUAAAUAAUAACAAAUAAUCAAUGAAAUACGGUGGUGUUCAUCGGCAAUCGUUGCACUUUUUGCCCUUGCCAAACAAAUCAGAUUUUCAUUAUUUUUUUCUACUUUCCAAAGUAGUGCGUAUUAUUUUUUGAAGCGUCUGUUGAUAAUGAUAUCGAUGAUUGUACGGAAUAAUUUGCCUUGCAAAUCUCAAUUCCGCAGUUGAUGCAAUGACUUUUUUUCGUACAAUCUCCUGACCUGUACAUUCGAUUACACGUACAGCAUUCCGCCUAAGGAGCACGAACGUUCGAGGCCUAUAAAGACGGUUUAUAUACUUAGCAGUCUAGAAUUUAUAAAUUUAUAUAUAAAUAUAUAUAUAAAUCAUAUACACAUUCGAAGGAUUUCAUAUACCCCUCGGAGCAAAAAAUUUAAUCAACACACCCAAUCGCGAUCACGGUGACUACAGAUUUUUUUUUGUUUCCAUAUAUCUAAACGAGAAUGAAUGUUUUUACACGAAUUUUCAUAUACGUUUAUUGUGUAUUGAUACAAUUAUACAUGAGCCUAUUAAUAAAUUAUUUACAAACUUCA